AUGAAAUUAGAAUUUUGGUAGGACUUGGAUGCGAAUUGGGGAAUAUGCUCAUCAGGAGGGGAGAUUCCCAGCGUCAUGCGCAUCUUCUUCCCCUUUCUCCUUCCUCCCAACUCAACUGAAUUAACUCCCCUUCCUUUCCUCACCUCCACCAAUCCCACCCAGUGGUGCACUUUUAAGCAGUAUAUUGGCUCGCAGCCAGCACGCUUCUUCCAACAUUUGCCAGCAAGUGAUUGCUGGCAAAAGGUAUUUCAAUUAUGAGUCCCAAAAGUACAUUGAACCCGAGCAGAGCCCUACAGGGCAUGCAUGGGGUGCAUGUGGUGUCCAGUUCUCGGUUUGAGUCAGAAGAGACUACUCAAAAUGACCUUUCUCACUCAACUUAUGGAACCUCACCUAUUGGAGCAAAUCAGCAGCUUUUUAUGCAGCGAGUGUGGCAGCAAAGACCGCCAUGCUUGAAACUCAUCCAGGGCUGCUGCAUUCAAGGUGAUCAGAGUGUUGCAGAAACAGUCGUGAAUGUGCUCACUUCACUUCCUUUUAUAGUUCUUGGAAUCCAUGCCCCGAGGAAGAAUCUAAAUACCAAGCUAUAUGCUAAUUCAUUAAUCGGAGUUGGAGUCGCCUCAAGUUUAUAUCAUUCUUCAAGAGGAAAACUAAGGAAAUAUUUAAGAUGGGCCGACUAUACGAUGAUAGCCACAACAACAGUAUGUCUAUCAAGAGCCCUCAGAAAUGAAAACCCAAAACUGCUGACAGCAGCUUCUGCAUUAUUUUUACCUUUCCAGCCUCUGAUGGUUUCUGCCGUUCACACGGGAUUAAUGGAGGUAGCAUUCGCCAAGAGAGCAUUGAAGGAUCCAGAGCUAAGAAUGGCCCACAAUGUACAUAAGAUGUCAUCACUAUUGGGAGGUGUUCUGUUCAUUGCCGAUGACAUGUUUCCUCAGACUCCGUUCCUUCAUGCUGCGUGGCACCUUGCUGCAGCCGUCGGUGUUGGCACCUGCAAUAAGCUUCUGGAGUAGCCAUCAUUCAAACAGAUAGAAGACCUGGCUAGCAGGCUAGAUGCAAUUCUACAACCAAAUUUGUCGAUCCAACCUUAUUAUUUUGCAGAAUGCCACCGGAAUUAUUAUUUAGUUAAUAUCUAGGUAAAAUCAUAGGCGCAGGGACAAGGUACGAGGUACGAGGUACGAGGGUUGUCUGAGAAAGUCGGAACAAUAGUAACUAAAAUUUUCCGAUUGACAUGUAAAUAAGAUAAUAGCAUUAUUAUUGUUGCUGGUGGAUAUUCUGUGUAAUUGAAAAAUAGUGGCAAACAAUUUCAGUACUAAAAGGGAGUAUGAGAUCA
Malus domestica (apple) is the source of this 1324-nucleotide messenger RNA. RefSeq lists its product as uncharacterized. NCBI's taxonomy places the organism in Eukaryota, Viridiplantae, Streptophyta, Magnoliopsida, Rosales, Rosaceae. The record is from RefSeq and is a predicted model, not a curated record.